Molecule: messenger RNA, 579 nt
Organism: Scaptodrosophila lebanonensis
Lineage: Eukaryota; Metazoa; Arthropoda; Insecta; Diptera; Drosophilidae
Exons: 4
Coding region: 16-426 (136 amino acids)
Source: RefSeq, a predicted model, not a curated record
UUUUUUAUUAAGAAUAUGGAAAUUAUCUAUGUAAAAAAAUGUUGUUUUUGUAUAAAUUUGAAAAUAGCUUGCAUUAUUAUAGCAAUUUUUGAUUGCAUUCUCACAUCCUUGGCUCACAAAUUUGAUGCUCACGCUGAUGCAGUACCCCAUGUGGCUACUAUUAUCUUCCUUUGCCACUUUAUUAGCUGCAUAUUGCUCCUCCUUGGUGGUAUUUUAGAAAGGCCUGUACUCUUGCUCCUGUACAUGCGCCUUACUGUCCUGCGGGUAUUCUGGUCUUUGGUAUUUUGUUUCUUGGCUGUUUGUGUAGGAAAAAUUGCACUAGUGGCCAUUGCCAUUGAAACAUUGAUGAUCACGACGGGCGUUUAUUUUUGGAUAGUUGUCAACUCCUACUAUGGACUGCUGGGUGGACAUCAAUAUAUUAUUUAAUAAGGAGAGCUCGCUAACUUUUGAAAUUCAACAAUUUGAAUAAAAACUCACAGAGAUUUUUAUUUCAAAUUUGGAUGCUUACCAAAACCGAGUUACGAGUAGCUAUCUUUGGCUUGAAUCACCAUGCAGGGCCUUCAAUAAAAAGUUUAUAAU